UUAAUUAAUUAUCGUAUGAAAUAAAAUUAAUUAUAAGCGCAACUUUCUCGGAAAGUAUUCAGCAACAGAAUAUGGAAAUCGUUUCACACAAUGGAGCACUUGGACAAUUGUGUUAAAAUAUAUAAUCAGGGUGCUGCUGUUUGCUGGAGAAUUGGCGAUGGCCCUGCGUACGCCGCGUCGCCGCAUAUCUCCCCGCACCAAACGACGGUACAGAGCCAUAAAGAACUUUCUAUGGCGAGCUCUAGGUAACUCGUCACAGCAUAAUAUUAAAAUAAAUUCCAGUAUUGUUAUUAACGUAACAGAUUUAAAACACAAAAUUGUAGGUUUAGAACAAAAAUUAAAUAAAGUUAGCAAGCAACUGAUUUGCGUCGAAAAUAAUUCUACAAAAGGAUCGGAUCUAUCUAUACCAGAAAUCAGAGAUAAUAAUAUAAUGACAGAAACAUUCCAAGAACAAACCGACGCUUCUUCUGAAAGAAAAUCGAAAAGAAUUGAAACUAAAAUAUUAUAUAAGACUUCUGAAAGUCAAUAUAGAAAGUCAGAUGAUAGUGAUUGCAUACCAAAUAAUUAUAAUCUUAAUAAUAUAGAUGUAAUUACAAGCAAGAUAGCAGAGGAUGGUAAAUAUCACAAAUCAAAACCAAAGAAUAACAAGAGUAAAAUAACCAAUAAGACAAAUGUAAUAAAAGAAUGCCAACUAAAUAUGCUUCAACAGAAAACAAGAUCGGUUUAUGAAAACGUAGCCUCAGCGUACUCAACUAGUAGUUACCAUUCUCUCAUUGAACCAAAAUUUGAACGAUAUCUUUACAAUGAGCACCAAAACAAAAAAUACAAUAGAAAAUAUGGAAGACAACGUGAAGCUUCAGAGUCCGUGAUUCAUGACGUUCCGAAAAAAAUAAAGGAACACAUCAGGAGAAUCAAGCCAGAAAGACCUACAUACAUUUCUGGAGAUAUUAUACACGAAAAAAGGCAAAGAGAUAAACAUAUAGCUAACGAAGUUGAUCAGGAUUUCAUAGCAGAUAUCAUUAGAAAACAAUAUAAGCCAACGAGAAUAUUUGAUAAAAGAGAAUCAGAUAUUACCCAAUUUUCUGCGCCUGUUUGCCGCGAUCAAGAAUUUCACGUUCAAGAAAAUAUCUUAGAAGGUUCGAAGUUAUGUUCCUGCUGUUGUGAUGAUUACAAACGGGCUAAAUAUGUACAUGAGAACGAGUUUAGUGACAUGAGAAGUAUUUGCGAUACCAGAUUAUACAGUUCUAAAAGAAAUACACGACAUAAGUCACAUAGAAGACAUACUAAUAAUUAUAAUUACAAUGAUUCUAGAUUUUACGAUUUAAUUCCGGUUAAGGAAAAUUCAAGUCCAAAAUCCAAAAGAAAAUUCUCAGAGAAUAUUAAUAUACCUUAUCAUCAAUAUUAUAAGGAGGUACCUCCAUCGCCACGAACUCACAGACCCCAAUUAAAUUUAAAGGCACAAUAUUUUAUGGAAGUUGAUGAUGAAGCAUCAUAUAUCAAACGCAAGAAUAGGAGAAGACGACAAGAUUACGGAGAUACUCCAGACAGACUAGACAGUAAUAGAUCCUUAGCAGUAAUUAAUAUCCAGAAACAACAAAACAAACAUCAAAUACAGCAAGGCAAUGACGCUAUGAAUAGUCUGCAAACUCCAACAUCUAAUGAUGCACAAGGUAAUGGUAGUCUCCAAACUCCAAUAUCUAAUAAUGAACAAAAUAACUGCAUAACUAAUGGCAUCUCUUUAAAUAAGACACAGGAAACUGAUUUAUCUGCUGACAAAACAGACAAAGCUUUAUGCGAAAUAAAAGACGUACUUCAAACCUUUUUACAGGAAAUAAAGAAAGAAACUAUAUCACAGUGUGGUAAGUCGGAGAUAAGUAACAAAUCUGAAGAAAAAGUUUUAAGUGAUUUUCAAAACAGAAGUAAAAUAAAUGGUAGCAAUAAUAGUCAAAUCGGUAUUAACAAUUACAGUAUGCCACCGUGCAGUUUACCUCCAGCUUUACCUUUUGUACCGGCAUUUACGAGUACUAAUCCAUGCUGUUACCCCCUACUACCAAUAUGUCCUAUGAACUGUAUACAAAGUAGUUAUAUCAUGCCAAGUCCAAGUUAUACAUGUGCUAACUGUGCACAUAAUAAAGAAGAAGUCCAUGAAAACAACCAGAAUACCACAAACAAUACAUUUAAUACUACUAACAAUGAAACAGAUCACUUAAUAAAAGAAAUUUACAAUUUUGUCAUGCAAAAUCCAGAAAAUAAUCGUAAAAAAGAUGAUAAUGAUAGAAGUGGCAAAUCUCUAAAAGAAAAUACAACAGCAAAGAUAUUAACUUCUAGAAGUGACAGUGGCAGCUCAAAAGUAUCUAAACAUGAUGUCAAAAUUGGAACACCGAAAAUAAAAUGCUAUUCAAAAAGUUGUGAAGCUAUCGUCUCCCCACAUUUAGAUACCUACUUUCAAAGAAACCCAAGUUACUCCGACACUAUAUUAGAAAAACUUAGUCUAGAAGCUACAGCUACAGAAAUUGCGUCCGAGACUGAAUUAAACAGUGAUCCAACCACAACAAAAAAGCCCAAAGGAAACAAAUUUGCACAAGUGUUGCGGUCAUUUGGAUUUUUUAAAAAGAAAAAAGAGGAUGUUAUAGAAGAAUUAAGUGAGAGUGAAAGUACAAUUGAAGUGGAUGUAAAGAAAAAGUCUCCCUAUAGACAAGAGCUGACCAACUACAUGAUGCACGGUCAGGAAUAUUUUCAUCAACCGCCAAUACCACCGAUAAACCAGCCACAUCAGAACUCUCACUGUCAUCAUCAUGGCAACAACUACCCUAAUUGUUACAGUCCCCAUGACAGUGGUUAUCCAAGCCCAAGACAAAAUCUUUACAACAUUCACUGUCCCCGUAAAGAUCAACAUGGAAAUAUACCUGCACAUUCUAAUCAUGUACCGCAGCGACCUAUAGCUCCGCAUUAUCCAAAUGCUUUCAAUAACUACAAUCAAGUGCAUCCACAAAUUCCGUUGUGCCUUAAAGAAAUAGAAGUGAAAAGUAUUGCCACCCAAAGCGAGAGAAAAAUGUCGUUCUUUAAGAAGUUUACUAAGAAAAUGCAACCACCAACAACACGUAGUAAUGAGUACCCGCAGAAAAACUACUACACGCAGACUGCAAAAGAAAAACCUAUAAUGUUUAACUGGAAGAAUUUACAAGCCAAACAGACAGUACCAUUUAAUAAUGAUCCCUUAAAGUUAUCACAUAAAACACAGAAACAAUUAGCGGAUGGCGAUAUUAAUAUGAGAAACGCUAUUAUGAAAAAGUUAUUUUAUAAAAGAAAUCCCUUCUCCCCAAGAAAUUUGAUCAUACGGACGUUGCUUGGUAAAGACAAAUCUAGUUUUGGAGAGCCUCCCAAGAUGUAUCGACCUCGAAUGUUUUUUUGAUUUCGGAACGAUAUUGUAAGAGUGAAGUGGAAUGUGUAAAAUUGUUUGGUGCGUGUUAUUUGUCCGUUAUUGUGACAUUAAAAUAUUGUCAAGUGUUUCAAAAAAUGAUAC
Galleria mellonella (greater wax moth) is the source of this 3523-nucleotide messenger RNA. RefSeq lists its product as uncharacterized. The transcript has 4 exons. NCBI's taxonomy places the organism in Eukaryota, Metazoa, Arthropoda, Insecta, Lepidoptera, Pyralidae. The coding region runs from base 158 to 3412 and encodes 1084 amino acids. The record is from RefSeq and is a predicted model, not a curated record.